This is a messenger RNA of Adineta steineri, 1509 nucleotides long. NCBI's taxonomy places the organism in Eukaryota, Metazoa, Rotifera, Eurotatoria, Adinetida, Adinetidae. The record is from the annotation of a GenBank genome assembly.
AUGAGUUUCAAGCAUACUAAUAAUGGACUGAUUGAUCAUCCACAAAAUUCGAAUAUUCAAAACUGUCAAGGAUGGUAUCCAUGUCUUUCUAGUCAAGAUGAAUCUAUACAAGAGCUACAACAUAAACAAAAGAAGAAAAGUCGCGGAAAUCGAAAACUACAACGUUAUCGUCGAAACCUUCGCAAGCAAGGUAUGGAUCCAGAUACCGUUAUCCGCAUAACAGGUGCAUGGGUCGACAUUGACUCAGAAGAAAGUAGUAAAAUUAUGGAACAAAAUGUUGAUAAAACAAAUUCAACCGUUAAUCAGACAAUGUUUGAUGGAAUAGCAAUGGUAGAAAAAAACAAAACACACGCGAAUAUAUAUCAACAUGGACUAGUUUCACCAAAGCAACCAAAUUUAAAGCGUCUUAUACGUACAAAUAAAGUUAAUUCCUUAAUAUCCGUUCAAUCGUCGAAGAAAACAUCGAUAAGUAACAAUAGUUCGAUCGAUUAUACAAAUGUACCAGAUCAAAUCUUUUUUCAUAUGUUGUCAACAGCCUUUAAUGAUGUAGAUAAACUUGGUCAUUUUUUAAAUGAAAAAGAGAAGCUCGAAUUUAUUCGUGAAUAUACGAAUUUGAUUGAUCGAUUAUGUUAUGUGAAAUUACAAGAACAACAAUGGAAUUAUUAUUAUCAUAUUGGUAUGACACAGAAUAUUUGGUCUGGUCAUAUUUCAAAACCAUUGAGUAAGAAAAAUUCUAUAUGUAACACAUAUGGUAGAUCAAAAUUAUUUAUCGAACAAUAUCGUAAGAAAUUUCCAAAACAAUUAUCACAAGCACAGUAUAGAAUUGAAUUGUUUGAAAAAGAAAUACUUUUCAAGUCUGCACAACAUAUCGAUUGUUCAUCCGAAAUAAAAAUGUUAUCUUUCAUUAUUAAUACAUUUGUGUAUGAAAAACAACAGAGAUUACGAGAAGAAUUUGAAUACAAAAGACAAAUGUUGAUUUUGGAUGCAAUUGAUCAUCGUUUAAUGCAAGCAUUUUAUAAUUUGAAACCAAAUAGCUCACAGAUUGCUUCAGCAAGACGUAUUUGGCGAGUAACAACAAAACAUAUAAUAAUGAAUGAACAGAUUGCUAUACUGAAACAGCGUCUUAUAUCAAAACAACCACUACCAGCAUCAACUCUUUUCGAUCAUACGAUAAAUCGUAUUGAAGUAUCCCUUACACAACCAGACAAUGUUAUGUUACUAGAUGAUAAAUCAACCAUUGUUUCACCAUCUCAAUUUGAAACAAUGAAUCAGUUGAAACAUAAUAUUAUAAAUCAAAGUAUUAUAACUGCUCGCGAAAUGGCAGAGAAUUCUGCUCAAAUUAUUCUGGAUCAAAUGCAGAACUUAUUAUCCGUCAAACAUGAUGAUCAACACUUACAUGAAGUACACAUCACUGUCGUUAAUGCUAUUGAAGAUCGUCGAUUUCACAUGAUGCAACGUGGCAAUUACAUGAUAAAAGAAAAGUUAGCAACAUAUUUAAGGCAAAAUUAA